Molecule: messenger RNA, 1053 nt
Organism: Gastrolobium bilobum
Lineage: Eukaryota; Viridiplantae; Streptophyta; Magnoliopsida; Fabales; Fabaceae
Exons: 2
Coding region: 1-1053 (350 amino acids)
Source: RefSeq, a predicted model, not a curated record
AUGAUAUCAUUUGAGGAAGAAGGAUAUACCUAUAUAUCCGAGGAGUUGAGGACUCCUCCUUCAAGUGAUGAUGAUGAGAAUGUUAGACCUAUUAUGCCAAAGUUCAAUGAGCAAGCUUCUUUUGGGCAUGUCUAUUUAGAACUUGGUAUGGAGUUUAUGAAUCUGGACCAAUUUAAGUGUGCAGUAAAAGAUUAUAAUAUCAGUCUUGGGAGGAACUUCGUAUGGGUUAAGAAUGACAAGGUCAGAGUAAAGGCCAAAUGCAGUGUAGAAGACUGUGAAUGGAUGGUGUGUUGUGCCUGGAACAGUAAGCAAAACACAUUCCAAGUUAAGACUUUUAAAGAAACUCAUAAAUGCUGCAGAGUCUUCAAGAAUAAAAGGGCUACAAGAGAUUGGGUGGCCAAGAAAUUGGAGAAGAGAAUACUAACACAGCCCAAGAUGACAAGGACAGAGGCAUUUGAGCACAUGAAGGAGGAAUACAAUGUUCAUUUGGAUAUGAAGAAAGUAAGUAAGGCUUUGAAAAAAGCAAAGGGGACCAUUGAAGGUUGUGAGAAGGAACAAUAUGAAAGACUAAGAGAAUAUCUGGCUGAGCUGUUGAGGAGCAACCCUGGCUCCAGUUGCAAAUUGCAAGUCUCCCCCCAACCUAUUCCACAAGCAUUGCCAAUAUUUGACAGAAUGUACAUCUGCCUUGAUGCUUGUAAAAAGGGCUUCAAAGCUGGAUGCAGGCCCUUAAUUGGGUUGGAUGGAUGCUUUUUGAAGGGCUAUUAUGGAGGUCAAUUAUUGAGUGUUGUGGGUGAAGAUGCAAACAAGCAAUUCUAUGUCAUUGCCUAUGCCGUGGUUGAUAGUGAGACCAAGGAUAAUUUGAAGUGGUUUCUGACAUUAUUACAGGAAGAUUUAGGGGAUCAUGCAGUAUUUGGGUUGAACUUCAUUUCGGAUCAACAAAAGUGUGUGUUUUGUGUUGUUGCCAUUGCCUUGAUGUUAAUGAAUAUUUUCAAGCAAUUCUUUGUAGUUGCCAUUGUUGUCAUUGAUCUUAUUGAAUAUUUUGGAUUGUUUUGA